This is a messenger RNA of Strigops habroptila (Kakapo), 7449 nucleotides long. RefSeq names its product spindle and kinetochore associated complex subunit 3 (gene SKA3). Lineage: Eukaryota; Metazoa; Chordata; Aves; Psittaciformes; Psittacidae. Gene Ontology annotation, cellular component: outer kinetochore; spindle microtubule. Gene Ontology annotation, biological process: mitotic cell cycle; chromosome segregation. The record is from RefSeq and is a predicted model, not a curated record. Bases 106 to 1524 code for a protein of 472 amino acids. The transcript is spliced from 9 exons.
AACCGUCCGGCCCGGGCAGGGUCGCUCCCAGCGCCGGUUCUCGGGCAGUGCCCAGGGUCUGAGGUUCGAAUGCCGUCCCUUUAGCGCUCCCCUUCCCCGCGCACGAUGGACGUGUCGAGGAGCUUCUUCGCUAGGCUGCGCACCCUGGCCAUCAGGCUCGAGAAGGAGGUGAAGCAGCUGGAGCAGGCUCUAAACGGAGAGAACGCGGACUAUGAAGAUAUAACUCCAAUGAGAGUCUUACAUGACCUCCAUUGUGAAAUCAGUUCUCUGAAGGAAGAUUUUAAUGCCAGUCUUGGUAAGAGUUGCUCUAAAAACCAAGCAAUUAAUGAGUUUAUGAAGGCAAGUGAAAUAUUGAUGAAAAGAAAUGAAGCGGAUCUUGGAGAAAUAAGAAAACUGUUCCAGAAGAAUGGCUCCAAAAUGCCUGUCAAAGAUUCUACAGCAGAAGAAGAGGAGGAGGAAGAAGUUGAAAGCGAUUCGACAGCAUCUGUCCAGAAUAAAUCCGAUGAAGGCAAAGCAGAUAAUGUACCUGCUGGUACUGAGAGGUCACUGGUGCCUGCAGACCCGCUGCGUAACCCCCGGCUUUCUGAUUUUGGUCUUUCACAAUACAGUUUCUACAGGUCUUGGAGCGCAGUGGAAGGACAACACACAACAAAUAAGCAUCAAGCAAAUUUAAACAACAGGACUCCACUAAAAGCACUGACCUCCUGUACUUUGCCCAAAACACCAAAAUGUAAGCUGAAGAUGGAUGAUUAUGAGUGUGUAACACCGAAACUGGAACACUUUGGCAUUAGUGAACAUACAAUGUGUAUGAAUGAAGAUUAUACAAUGUCGCUUAUUCAUAAAACUGCUCAGACAAGCAAGAAGUUGGUUAAAGAUGAUCAUAAAGUGACUGUACGCGAAAUGACAUCCAGGGAAGUCACAGUCAUUCCUGGGCCAAAAUCAAAAGUGACACCUAAGAAUGCUAACUGGAUGGCUUCUCCUGCGAUGCCUGUGUUCUGUACUCCUGAUGUGAAAAUCCCUUCCAGAACAAAUAGUACGGUAUUAUCAAGAUUACCAGAGACAAAUGAACAGCCUCUUACCAAUCAUACAGAAACACCACCGUGUCCAGAUUUUGAAAUGAGAUGGGUAAAAGCGGAAGCUAAGCUCUUAAGUAGCAAUUCUGAGGUGAAGCAGGCGGGGAAGACUGAGUCAGUGGCAAAGAAUGAUGCAACAGAUAAACAACACAAAGAAGACAGCAGUUCUUUUGCUGGGAGCUCUGAUGAGUAUCUUAAACGUUUCAGAGACCCUUCUCCUCCCAAAAUAAAACACUAUGACCAGUUACUCAGUACUCCUCCACCUCCAGAAAUAACAAAGAUACCAGAUGAUGUUCUACAGAUCCUGUGCAAGUAUAGUGGUAAAGUAGACUCUAACACCAAGGAAAUGGAGACCAAGACAGGAAAUGCUACAAGAUAUGAAAAUGAUGGCACAGAUUGCUGCAACAAAGAGAACAGAGGAUAUCCUGGAGUUUUCAAGCCAAACAUCUGAAAUCAAGCUGAAGACCAUGUUGAUACUAUUUUGCAUUCAUGAAUCUCAUCACUGAAUAGUAACAAGGCUCAAAAAGCAGAAGAAAAUAGCGGUGGGAGGAAAGAGCCAUAUGAAGAAAAAGCUUUUUUAAUAGAGAAAAUAUUUAUCCAUGAUGUGGAUACACUUGUUUGAACUAACAACUUGUGCUUAAUUUUUUAAUUGAAAUUAUUGGCAAAACUUAUUGAGGGUUUUUACAUAUAUGUGUGUUGAUAUGCUUCAAAGACGGCUGGGGUCAUAUGUGAGGUAGUGCUUCAGGUUAUUUUUCACCUCAUUCUGAUGUUUGUUGUAUAUACUUGUUUGCUGUGGGGUAUAGGGAAGCUUAGUUAGGUUGCAGUAAAGGGAAAGUCCAGUUUAUUGUCGCAGAAAGUGGGUAUCUCUGGCUGCUCUGGUAACAUCUUCAGGGCUGAGUUUGAAGUGGGUGGUACUUCAGCAGUAUCUGGUUUCUUCAACAGAAACAAGUUGUUUGGUUUUGGUUUUUUUUUUUUUUAUUAUUGGAAGAGUAAGUCCUGCUUUAUUGUUUAAAAUACUUCUAUGCUAUUAGUCACUUCUGCAAUAAUAAGACACAUCAUACAUAUUCCUGCAUCAGUUACUGUUACUUGACAGGCAUUAUCUUAUGCUGCUGCUUCUUUCUUAAUAUAGUUUUCUUACAUUGACACCGUAUUAGGUGCUAUACAUCCGGUUUCCUUUUGACAGUCUAACCUUUGUAGCCCUAAAAGGUUAAAGCUUCAUAUUCGAUCAAGGUGACUCUUGUCUGAAUAUGAAUUAUUUGAAAAUGUAUUGUACAAUUUGUACUGGUUACACAUAACUUCGACUGCUGGGAUUAUUUGCUGGCAGACAUGUAGGUGAUUGAUUACUCUCCUGCUGCCAUGUGCAUUCUGGAAGUAGUAGUGUUGCUUACGUCUGUCCCUGUAAUAGCUGACCAAGCUGAAGUUCUCGGAGCUGGUUGGCACUUUUUUGGUGUCUGGUAGCCAUAGUACUUAAAUCUCUAGUAGAAAAAGAAAAUCUUUAUUUUUGUCCACAAGAAGUCCCAGCUACGUAUCCUUAUGUGGAGCUGGUUUGCUGUUUCUAGUAUCAGCUAGUCCUCUGAGGGACUCCAGGACUGCUCUUAACAGCUGUAUGUAGUCUUCCUGUUGAUGGCUAAAAUGCUGUCAUUUUUAUGAGGGCAGGCAUGGAACACGUGAGAAAGGAGAUGGGGAGAAUAUGCUUUUCUGAACUUUCUGGGUACAGCAGUUUUUAAGUCCUUGGGUUAUGCAGACAUCUAGAGAUGCCCAAAACUAUUUUUCCAGUUGGUUAGAGUUAUCCUGGCUAAAACCUAGCAAAUAAAGGUGCCUUUUUCCUCCUAUAUCAAAUUAACUGGAGAAGAUGAUUUUCUACUAGGUCUGGCCUGAGCAUACUGUCAUUUUUCUGUGCUAACUUCUGUUUAAAAAUAUGCAUUAUUAUGUGUCAGUCUUUGAGCUUGAUCAACAUUUUUAAAUACUAAAUAAACUUGAUGGCUGCUAUAAAAACCACUUACUUGUUCUACCCAACUCCUUUAGAGAGGGAAGGCCAGACCUGCUUCCAGCAUCUUCACAGACUAAAACCUCUGCAUGGGCUGGAUGCUAGUCAUGGAAUUUCAUGGUCUGAAAACAGUACAAAGCAUUCUGCUGCAGAGCAAGAAUCUUUUUGCCCAGCAGAUUUACCAGUACUAAGGAGGAGGGUUUCACAGCCCGCGUUCUCCCUCUGCAGUACUUCAUGGCUAUUUUCUUGCCCUGAAGCCAGAUAUUCUGAAAGGCUCCAUUUAGCAUGGACCGGAACAAGCAGCACUACUGUCCUGGAAAUGUUUCCCUCCCCUACCACCUUCAACUACUGAAAUUCCCAGAAGGGCUUCUAAAUAUUUUUUCCCUAAACUUGCCUAAACAGCUUUGGACUCCACUGUCCUUUUCUCCAUUAGGGAGCUGUGGAGUUGUACCCAGCAGUGCUGGGGUUCUCACCGUAAGCCACUGGCGUGGGUUUUCUUGCCUAUUACACAAUGCUUUCUGCUGCAUUUCAUAGCUAUUUCAUUAAUAUGGAAGAGAUUCAAUUAGUAUUUUGAGAUACAAAUUAUCAUCAAGAUGACAAUUGAAAUCUUAAAAUCUUCUGGUCUAUUCAAGCUAUUAUGAUAUGAUGCUGGCAUGAGACUUUUUGGAAAUAGAUAUGAAGUUUAACUAGUUAGUUUUGUUUUCCUUGCCUACAAUAUUACCCUAAGACAUGUAAUAUUGCUGUUUGUACUUGUAUUAUUCUUUGUAGCAGGGCCACAGCUCUGAAGUGGAUAUAAUCAGAGCAGCAAAACAAAAUCUAGUUUUAGUUUGUCUUGUUUUACCUUUGAAAAUCUUUCAGAUUUCAGUAAGGCCGAAGCAGUAGGUAGAGUAUAGAGCAUGGGGGAGGGAAAAGUUGGCAGAAGUGAAAGCAUAAGCAGUGUUGGAAACUGAUCUGUGUUCCAACUAAGCUGGGGAGGGAAAGCUGUGUGUUUUGCUUAGUUUUUUGUUUGUUUGUUCGUUUGUUUGUUUUCCUUACUCAGAUCAGUUCUCUCCCGCAGGUGGCUGUGUGGCAUGAGUUCAAAUACUGGAACAACUAAGGAUGUAGCUAUGGGGCUGGAGGAGCGUAAAACUCUGCUUAAGCUGGUACUGCUGCUGAGGAAAGGCUUAUCCCACUGCUCACUAAAGUAAUAUAACACAUUAAAGUGGGAAUAAUGCAAAAGAGCUUAAAAGUUACAUAUUGGGUUGUUGUGGGGUGAGUCUGAUAACAGCACUGGCCUGUCAGAAAGUGCAGUUUGGAUAAACAGCUAAAUAAAUAGCAAACAGGGUGGUUCUGUAAGGGACAGUCAUCACCUGAAAAUAGACAAAAUUGACUCAGAGUAUGGCUUUGUGUUGUGCUUAAUUUAGUUUAACUGGGGGAUACUUCCACUAGAGGCUGUUUCACCAAUUCUCUUGCACAGAAUCUAGGGGUUGGUUUGUUGAACAGAAUCUAGGUUGGUUGUGCAGUUUUGUGAUGGAUUCCUUCCAUUUGCUGAGCCACUGAAAGGACAAUUAAUUUUGUUUUCUAGUUUGUCCUCCCUAACAGUAAUCUCAAACUUGGCUUCUGCCUAUGUGAGAUCAGAUGGAAGGGAAGGGUGAGAACAGAUCACAUCAUCUAGCAGUAGCCUGCAGUCAAGAAAGAUUGAACCAGCACAAAAUUGCAAUUCAGUGUUCAGGGACAUCUGGGAAACAACCAAAACAAGCAUAGCCUUUAGUUUUCCUUCAUUUGCUCUGGUUCUUAAUCUCUUUUUCACUUUUUAAAGUAUAUCAAAUGUGUCAGCUAACAGAAGUUUCUCUCCAUAAUCCCAUUUGUUGUUAAAGGAGCAUCUCAAUUGUUCUGCCUAGGAAGCCCCUUAAGGUUCUCAGUGCUUUCUUCUCUGGGAAAUAUUGUGCUUGAGGUUAAAUACAAAUAUAGAUCUCACAGUGAAAUGAAACUUCCCAGAUGGUUGUCAAGUGGAUAAAUGACAAGCAUCACUUUUAGUGCCUCCCAUUGUGCAUUUAUUGAUGUGUUUAUAAGUCACUAAAGCAAUAGCUGAAGUCCAGGCUUCCUUGGUUAUUUAAAGCCCCGUGCAUACUUUAAAUCUUCGGUAAGAUGUGAUAUUUGCUUUGUUCCCUGUUGUCAUUAAUCAGAUGUUCCAGUACUCGUGGUGGCUGCAUGUGCUCCAUCAACAGCUGUGGUUGAUGUUGAAGCUGCCUUGUAUUUCGGGAUUCUGUUUUCUCUCUAUGGGAUGGUAACGCAGAGCUAGUGACAUUUAUAAGGAGCAAUGACAACAUCCAGUGGCUGCACUAUGGAAUCACAUGUAUGUUAGGUUAGUCCACAGGAUGCAAUUUCGUACCAGGAAGACAUCAGUCAAUGCUGGCUAUGUUAUCUAUCAACUUAAAUGUGACCCCUGUGCUAAUACCCACUUCCACAAAGGGGCAGCUGGCAUUGUGGUAGGGAGCUGACCAGGUCCAUGAAAUGCUUUGAUUUGUCUAAUUCAAGUUGAAGAGUUAAACAAAAAAGCCCAAAUGGGCACAUGUAGGUCCAUGGAAGAAGAGGCCAUACUGCACAGGCACUUUUCCUGGGGAAAGUUCAUGUGAAGGGCAGCUUGCAGUAUUCCCGGCAGGAGGGUGUUCAAAAGCUUUCCUAAUUUUUGGCACAAUGUAUUCCUGGCUUAAAGCCCUGUAAUUAAGGCCCUGUGGUUAUGCUGCCCAGAGCUUGCUUACACAAUGGAUGUGAACCAGUCUAAGACCUGGCUGCACAGUCCCACCUUUCCUCUCCCUCAGCCGCAGGGCCUCACCCUCUGUUGCAUCACAGAAUUGUAGCUGCAGGAGAAGCCAUUCCUGUUGCCCAACUGCCAGGAACUAAUGGUUUGUUUCCAAGGUUAAAUUGUUCAGGGACUCUGUGCCGACCCAAAUCACUGCUUGCCUGCAAAGGCAGGGGUGGAUGUUGAGGCAAGAGACAGGGAAGGCUGGGGGAAGUACGAGCUAGGACAUCUCCUUCACUGGCAGUUUGUGCUGCUCAGGGAACGGUAUCCUGUCUGUCAGGCUGCUUUGGUCAGGUUUCCUGACGCUGCUGUUCCCUGAGCACUUCCACAUUCCUCAGAGUCCUGCUCUGUUGGGGGAACUGAUGCUAUAUUUUUUAUUUUUUACUUUUUUCUUUAACCCAGCUGCUGUGCAAUAAUGUCUAGACCCAAGGGCUGAGAUAGCAGCAGUAGGUACUUGCACUGCUUUGGUUUGGGCAGGUCCUAUCAUCUUAGCUGUUACAUUACUUACAGCACUGUUCUUUGACCAAGACCAUAGCUGUUGUCAUCUGUUUGCUCUGGGUUUCAGAGACCACCUCAUUUUUCCCUACUUUCCAUUGCAAGAGUGAGAACUUGCUGAUAAUACCUAAUGCUUUCCUGCUGCGUCAUGCCCGUUUCUGCUUUUGACCAGAGCUGUAAAGCAGAACUUAGGCCUCCACAACCGCUCCAGUCACACAGUGAACACAGUGCCUGCGCAGGGACUGUGUCUGAUGCAGCACAGGUUACUGACAAAGUGUGUGUGCCAGCUGUCCUCACUGGUGAACUAGGGAGGGAAUUAAGCCGCAUACCAGUUCCUCCAGGAGAGACACAGGCAGCCUCUCCCAAAAGCACUGCAGAGGAACUCAUAAAGGGUUGUGCUGCCACUAUGGGGAAGGAAACGGCUGCUUUUCUGAGACUGUAGCCUCUGCUCCUGUAAGGACUGUGAAAGCAGAGCCCUUUGCUUAAGGCCUGGGCAUGUCAAAGGGGAAUCUUCACCUUCCUUUGCCCUGUUAAAGCCUGGCUAACAAUUAAGACCAGCAGCAAUAUCUGUGUAAGGUGUAACAAGGUAACGGGGGGGUGUUCCUGGUGUGAGAAAAAGAAAAAAAGAAAAAAAGACAUUCUGGAUACACCUUUUUUCAAUCUAUUAAAUUGGAAAUUUAAUAAAUGUAUUUGACAGCAAAUCUCUCUUUUGAGAGAUGUUUAGCCUGAAGCAGCUAGGGAACAGGUCAGCUGAGGUUCCAUAGCAUGAACUGCACACCUAAGCACUCAGGCUGCAGUAUUUGCUACUGAAAGCAGUUCUGCAUGUUCAUUUCCUGGUGAUUUUGCUUCAUGGGCCCCUAAAUACAAAGCCAGUAGGUGUUCCUCUUUUCCUCUGAAGUGUGUGAAGACCUGCCCAGUCGGGGCAGGGACAAGCCCUCACUGGGCCAUGUCUCCCUAUCCAGCAGCAAAUAAAGCCAAGCCACCUCUCAGAGCAGCUGAGUCACAGACGUAGGCUUGCUUCCUGCUAUUGCUUUAUAUAUUGACUUCAUUUAAUGUUGAGAAUUAUCCUUAAAUGCAAUUAAAGCAAAAACCAGGACCCAAAAAUGAGGAAA